Messenger RNA from Ilex paraguariensis (yerba mate), 2771 nucleotides. The record is from the annotation of a GenBank genome assembly. NCBI's taxonomy places the organism in Eukaryota, Viridiplantae, Streptophyta, Magnoliopsida, Aquifoliales, Aquifoliaceae.
CUUUCUUUGAAAGGUAACAAUUUACAGCUCAAAGUCAUAAAAUGAGAAGAAGCUUAUCAACAGGUCCAGCUAGAAAUGAACUUCUUUUCCCUUUGUCAAAAGUGGGACUAGCUUGAUAUCCCAUCAACCAAGAUAUAUAAACAUGUAUCUCUUUGAUCUUCAACAUGGCCACUUCAUCUAAGUUCUUAGCACACAAAUACUCCUUCUGCCCAUAACAAGCUAUUUCAACUCCUUGCUGUUGCUGCUGGUAUAGCUGUCAUCAGUUUUACCUCGGUUGCUAGUACUCUGCUUCUCUAGAAGAUAUAAACACAUACACAAACAGCCAUUUUGGUGGAUUUCAGUAAGAAACAACUGCAAGAAUACAACUAGAACCACAUUGAACCAUGCACCAAAUUAACUCGCACGCACCUCCAAGCAACCAAGAUGACUAUAAACUGAAGGACACAAACCCCCAGCUUGGGGAGCGGUGGCCACAUGGAGGAGUACGUGGUGGAGGGGGGUGGAUUAGCGACAGGGCCACAAGCACUUAUGAUCUUGUCGAACAGAUGCAAUAUCUUUAUGUUCGAGUGGUGAAAGCAAGAGAUCUCCCCACAAAUCCCAUCACAGGAAGCUGCGAUCCAUAUGCAGAGGUGAAACUCGGGAACUACAAAGGUAAAACACAGCACUUUGAGAAGAAAACGUACCCUGAGUGGAACCAAGCCUUCGCAUUCUCAAAAGAGAAGAUUCAAUCUUCAAUCCUCGAAGUUUUUGUCAGAGAUAGAGAGAUGGUAACAAGGGAUGAUUAUGUAGGAAAGGUGGUCUUUGACAUGAAUGAAGUGCCCACCAGGGUUCCACCAGACAGCCCUUUGGCACCUCAGUGGUAUAGACUAGAGGAACGCCGUGGUGAAAGCAAGGUUAAAGGGGAGAUAAUGCUCGCAGUGUGGAUGGGUACACAAGCUGAUGAAGCUUUCCCAGAAGCAUGGCAUUCAGACGCUGCUACAGUUCAUGGAGAGGGUGUUUUCAGUGUCAGAUCAAAGGUUUAUGUUUCACCUAAAUUGUGGUAUCUUCGAGUUAAUGUGAUUGAAGCUCAAGAUGUAGAAUCCCAUGACAAAAGCCAACCUCCUCAGGUAUUUGUGAAGGCUCAUGUUGGAAACCAAAUACUUAAGACCAAGACAUGCCCAAUCCGAACAACUAACCCAUUCUGGAAUGAAGACCUAAUCUUUGUAGCAGCUGAGCCUUUUGAAGAACAGUUGGUGCUUACGGUUGAAAAUAAAGUGAGCCCUUCAAAAGAUGAACUUGUGGGGAGGAUAGGUUUGCCACUCAACAUCUUUGAGAGGCGAUUGGAUCACCGGCCGGUACAAUAUCCUCGCUGGUUCAACCUCGAAAAGUUUGGUUUCGGUGUUCUAGAGGGUGAUAGGAGAAACGAGAUCAAGUUUUCAACCAGAGUUCAUCUCAGAGUCUGCCUUGAGGGUGCUUACCAUGUACUAGAUGAAUCAACUAUGUAUAUCAGUGACCAAAGGCCUACUGCUCGGCAACUGUGGAAGCAGCCAAUUGGAAUACUUGAAGUGGGUAUCUUGAGUGCACAAGGGCUUCAACCAAUGAAGACUAAGGAUGGCCGAGGAGCCACAGAUGCUUACUGUGUGGCUAAGUAUGGACAGAAGUGGGUGAGAACCAGAACAAUAGUCGAAAGUUUUAGUCCCAAAUGGAAUGAGCAAUAUACAUGGGAGGUUUAUGACCCUUGUACAGUAAUCACAUUGGGAGUUUUUGAUAACAGCCACUUGGGAGGGAAUGCUGGAAAUGGAACUGGAAGGGACUCAAGAAUUGGAAAGGUAAGAAUCCGGUUGUCAACCCUUGAGACGGAUCGGAUUUAUACUCACUCUUACCCACUUCUUGUUCUACAACCAUCUGGAGUGAAGAAAAUGGGUGAGCUCCAACUUGCCUUUCGGUUCACUUGCUUGUCUCUCACAAAUAUGAUCUAUCUUUAUGGCCAGCCCUUGCUGCCAAAAAUGCAUUAUCUGCAUCCUUUUACAGUGAACCAAUUAGAUAGUUUGAGAUAUCAGGCCAUGACCAUUGUAGCAGUGAGGCUUGGCAGAGCUGAACCUCCACUGAGGAAAGAGGUGGUGGAAUUCAUGUUGGAUGUGGAUUCCCACAUGUGGAGCAUGAGAAGAAGCAAAGCUAACUUCUUUAGAAUUGUUUCUCUGUUUUCGAGCAUGAUUUCUAUGAGCAAGUGGCUUGGUGAAGUCCGUCAUUGGAAGAACCCAAUCACUUCAAUUCUAGUUCAUGUCCUCUUUUGCAUAUUGAUCUGCUACCCAGAACUGAUACUCCCAACCAUUUUCGUCUACAUGUUUAUAAUUGGAAUAUGGAAUUUCCGUUUCCGGCCGAGGCAUCCUCCACACAUGGAUACUAAACUUUCACGGGCAGCAGCAGUUCACCCAGAUGAACUAGAUGAAGAGUUUGACACUUUUCCUACGUCCAAGCCUCAAGAUAUAGUGCGGAUGAGGUACGACAGGCUUCGGAGCGUGGCAGGCAGAAUUCAAACAGUGGCAGGUGACAUUGCAACACAAGGGGAAAGAUUUCAUGCUCUGCUCAGCUGGAGAGAUCCGAGAGCGACAAGCCUCUACAUAGUUUUCUGCCUUUGUGCAGCAGUGGUUCUUUAUGUGACACCCUUCAAAAUAGUGACUUUGGUUGCAGGAUUGUAUGCACUAAGGCACCCAAGAUUCAGGAGCAAGAUGCCUUCAGUACCCAGCAAUUUCUUCAGAAGAUUGCCAGCUCGAGCUGAUAGCAUGCUCUGA